CGCAUUAAUUUCUGAGGCGCACACGUAGGCGAGCCGAAGAUUUUAAUAAAUUUUCAGCUACAGCAAGCUUCAAAGCUGCACAAGCAAAGUGAAAAAAACAUAAGUUAAGUGGCCCGUGCAUAAAAUUGUUAUCAAGUGAAAAUGGCGCGUUACACACAACGUCCGGAAAAUGCUCUUAAACGAGCUAAUGAAUUCAUUGAGGUGGGAAAACCACUGCGUGCCUUGGACACGUUGCAAGAGGUGUUCAGGAACAAGCGUUGGAACUAUGCCUACUCCGAGACGGUCAUUGAGCCCCUCAUGUUCAAGUACUUGUACUUGUGCGUGGAGCUCAAGAAGUCCCACAUUGCCAAGGAGGGUCUCUUCCAGUACCGCAACAUGUUCCAGCUGGUGAAUGUGAACUCCCUGGAGAAUGUAAUUCGAGGCUAUCUGAAGAUGGCCGAGGAGCACACCGAGGCAGCUCAAGCUCAAUCCUCAGCGGCCGUUGCUGUGCUCGAGUUGGACGAUUUGGACAACAUUGCCACCCCUGAGAGCAUUUUGAUGAGCGCUGUGUGCGGUGAGGAUGCACAGGAUCGUUCGGAUCGUACUAUUCUGUUGCCCUGGGUGAAGUUCCUCUGGGAAUCCUAUUGCCAGUGCUUGGAGCUGCUGCGUGUAAAUACGCACUGCGAGGCCCUGUAUCAUGAUAUUGCUCGCAUGGCCUUCCAAUUCUGCUUGAAGUAUAAUCGCAAGAGCGAGUUCCGUCGCCUGUGCGACAAGCUGCGUAAGCAUCUCGAGGAUAUCUGCAAGAGCAGCAACCAAACCACUGGCGUGUCCAUCAACAAAGUGGAGACUCAGCAGAUGUGCCUGGAUACUAGGCUAUACCUGCUUGACUCGGCCAUACAGAUGGAGUUGUGGCAGGAGGCCUACAAAGCCAUUGAGGACAUUCAUGGUCUGAUGGCCAUGUCCAAGAAGACACCGGUGCCCAAAACUAUGGCCAACUACUACCAGAAGCUGGCUAUGGUCUUUAGCAAGGCUGGCAAUCAGCUCUUCCAUGCUGCCGCCUUAUUGAAGCUGUUCCAGUUGACGCGCGAGCUCAAGAAGAACUUGACCAAGGAUGAUUUGCAGCGCAUGGCAGCUCACGUGCUGCUCGCUACUCUCUCGAUUCCGCUGCCAUCGGCUCAUCCGGAAUUCGAUCGCUUCAUUGAGGCGGACAAGAGUCCACUGGAGAAGGCACAAAAACUGGCCGUCUUGCUGGGUCUGCCCCAGCCACCAACCCGUGUCUCGCUCAUACGCGAAGUUGUGCGCUUGAAUGUGCCCAAUCUGGUGUCGGACGAGUUCCGCAACUUGUACAACUGGUUGGAGGUUGACUUCAACCCGUUGAACCUCUGCAAGCGCAUUCAGUCCAUUGUGGACACCAUUGAGAGCGGUGAGACCGAGAACACCCUGCUUGCUCCCUACAUCCAGCCUCUGAAGGAUGUGACCAUCAUGCGCUUGAUUCGCCAAAUCUCGCAGGUGUACGAGAGCAUCGAGUUCAAGCGUUUGCUUGAGCUGGCGCCUUUCUGCAAACUCUUCGAAUUGGAGAAGUUGCUGGUGGAGUCGGUGCGUCACAAUGACAUGCAGAUUCGCAUCGAUCAUCAGCGCAACAGCAUCUUCUUUGGCACCGAUCUGACCGAAAGUCAACGCGAGUAUCGUCCCGACGGACCCGCUCUGCAAUCGAUGCCCUCGGAGCAGAUUCGCUCGCAGCUCGUCAACAUGUCGACAGUGCUGACGCGUGCUGUGUCUAUUGUUUAUCCGAAUCGGGAGCGUGAUCAGCGCGCCAAGCUGCGCACUCAGAUGGUGCAUCAUUAUCAUGAGAUCAAGGAUCGCGAGCAUCAACGCAUUCUGCAGCGCCAGAAAAUCAUUGAGGAUCGCAAGGAGUUCAUUGAGAAGCAGAACAACGCCCGCGAAGAAGAGGAGGCACGUCGCCACGAGGAGGAAUCUCGCAAGGCGAAGUUGGCCGAGCAGAAGCGCCUCGAGCAGGAGCAGGAGGAGCGCGAACGCAAGCGCCACGAGAACGAGAUCCAGGCUAUCAAGGAGAAGAGUCUCAAGGAGAAGGUGCAGCAAAUCUCGCAGACGGCGCACGGCAAGAAGAUGCUGUCCAAGCUCGACGAAGAGGGCAUCAAGAAGCUCGAUGCCGAGCAAAUCGCAAUGCGCGAGAGCGAAGAGUUGCAGCGUGAGCGCAAGGAGCUGCAGUCCAAGCUCAAGUCGCAGGAGAAGAAGAUCGAUUACUUCGAGCGUGCCAAGCGUCAAGAGGAGAUUCCGCUCUUCGAGAAGUAUCUGGCUGAGAAACAUGCUAAGGAUAAGGAGUUCUGGGAGGCCACCGAACAAACUCGUAUCGAGACGGCUAUUUCCGAUCGCAAGGAUGCUGUGCUGCAGCAAGAUCGUCUGAAGCGCAUGUAUCCCGAUCGCGAUGAGUUCCUCGAAGCUCUCAAGAAGGAGCGUGCUUCGCUCUAUGUCGAGAAGUUGAAGAAGUUUGACAUUGCGCUUGCUGAGGAGCGCAAGAAGCGUUUGGCCGAUCGCGUUGUUCGUCGUCGCGAGGAACGCCGCUUGGCCUUUUUGCGUGCCAAGGAAGAGGAGCGUUUCCGCAAGGAGGAAGAGAUUCGUCACGCUCGCGAAGCCGAAGAGCGUGCAGCAGCCGAGGCUCGUCGCCUGGAACGCGAAGCCGAGGAUGAGAAACGUCGUCAGCAGUACGAGAAACAACGUGCCAAGGAGGAGGAAGCCGAACGCAAGAUUCAAGAGGAUCGCGAGCGUCUGGCUCGUGAGGUUGCCGUCGAGCGUGAGCGCAGCGAAAAGGAACGCGAUACUUGGCGUCCACGUGGCGAUCGUGGUGAGCGUCCAGCAGCUGCCGCCGGUGGUGCCGGUGAAUGGCGUCGCAAUGCUCCACCAAGCGACCGCAACGAGCGUAAUGACCGUAACGAUCGUGAUCGUAACGACCGCAAUGAUCGCAACGAUCGUAACGACCGCAAUGAUCGUGAUCGCGGAGAGCGCAAUGAUCGCAUUGACCGCAACGAUCGCGACCGUAAUGAUCGUGACCGUGGCGAGCGUAAGGAUAACGAAGGUGGCGCCGAUUCCUCGUGGCGUGUGCGUCGCGAGCCCGACUCUCAACGCGGAGGCGGCCCUGAUCGUGGCGAGCGCGGUGGUGCUCCAGCUGGUGGACGUGAUGACAAGUGGCGUCGCGGUGGUGACCGUGAUCGUGGUGGUGACCGCGACCGUGAGCGUGGUGAUCGUGACCGCGAGCGUGGUGAUCGCCUCGGUGGUGAUCGUGACCGCGAUCGUGACUCGUUCCGCCGUAACGAUGGACCACGCCGUGACGACCGCGAUGAUCGCGGUGGAUUCCGUCGUAAUGAUGAUCAAGCUCGUGACACAGGCAGCAACUGGCGCGAUGCUCCCCGCCAAAGCGAUCGUGACAACCGUGACAAUCGUCGCCCAGCUGGAGGCGAGCGUCGUGAUGGACGCGACAAUCGCGGUGCUGGCGCUGGACCCAAGGAAGGAGGCGGUGGUGGCGGCAACUGGCGCACUGCUCCCUCGCCACGUGACGAGAAACCUGCUCCCAAGCGCGAACAGCCCCAGGACAAGGAAAACAAGGCCGGCGAUGAUGGUGAAUGGACUAGCGUUAAGCGGCGUUAAAUAUUUAUCUCUCUUCCGCAUUGUCUAAUAUAUACAACACAGCAAAUGUAACCGUACCCUCUUUUUUAUAUAUACAACAAAUAAUAUACAUAAUGUAUUGUACUUGAUCCGAAAUAUGUGCUAAUCCCGCUCGCUCUAAUGUAAUAUGCUUGGCAACAUUUUUACAAAUUGAUCACAAUUACAAAAUAUAAUAAUCAACUAGCCUACCUUCGCCUCGGUUUGCUAGAGUUGGAUGCAUAAAUAAAGUACAUACAAAUAAAAUGUUUAUCAAAAAUAGUAAAU
Molecule: messenger RNA, 3924 nt
Organism: Drosophila sulfurigaster albostrigata
Lineage: Eukaryota; Metazoa; Arthropoda; Insecta; Diptera; Drosophilidae
Gene: eIF3a
Product: eukaryotic translation initiation factor 3 subunit A
Biological process (GO): translation reinitiation; formation of cytoplasmic translation initiation complex
Cellular component (GO): eukaryotic translation initiation factor 3 complex, eIF3e; eukaryotic translation initiation factor 3 complex, eIF3m; multi-eIF complex
Molecular function (GO): translation initiation factor activity; mRNA binding
Source: RefSeq, a predicted model, not a curated record